This is a messenger RNA of Plasmodium adleri (nom. inval.), 1308 nucleotides long. RefSeq names its product conserved Plasmodium protein, unknown function. Lineage: Eukaryota; Apicomplexa; Aconoidasida; Haemosporida; Plasmodiidae. The record is from RefSeq and is a predicted model, not a curated record. Bases 1 to 1308 code for a protein of 435 amino acids. The transcript has a single exon. Gene Ontology annotation, molecular function: metal ion binding.
AUGAGUGAAGAAAAAUAUAAUUAUUUGGAUAUGCAUUUAAGUCGAAAAGGAUCCAUUUAUGACUCUUUAAUACAUUUGAAACCAGAAAAUGAAAAUAAAUUUGGUUUAGAUGAAAAUAGCGAUAUAUGUAGAACCUUAUCAAAUUAUGCAGAUUAUUCAACAAAAAAAGUAAAAUACUUUGUUAAUAAACGUUUUUCGGCAAUAGAAAAUAUAGAGAAAAAUAUAGAAGACAUUGAUUAUUCAACAUUUAAAUAUUUUAGAACGUUGCCACCAAAAUAUAGUGACGAAAAUGAUAUAAGAAAUAAUAUUAUUUUCAACAACAAUAAUAUUUAUAUAUAUGCAGAAAAUAAAAAUGGAACGUUAAAUGAGCAGGCUUGUAUAUCUAUAUCUCCUGAUAAUAAUAUUAUAUAUUGUUCAACAAAAGGAAGAAGGUAUACCAUAGGUGGUCAUGCAGGAAUACAAAAGAAUCUAAAUAACGAAUAUAAUUUUUUGGAUGAAAACAAUUUCAUAUCUCCUCAAAAUAGUAUCAAAACAUAUACAUAUGAUGCUUUAGACAGUUCGGAUUUAUCUAGUUCUUUUCCAAAAAUUAAUUUAAUUAAAACUAAUGACGUCUUAGAAGAUACAAAUACAAAUAAGAUAAAUACAGCAAAUAUAUUUAAUGAACAUAUAAUAAUGAAUUCAUGUGAAUCUAGUAACUUAAAUACCACUAAAUGCUUAUCCAAAAAUUUAUCCGUGCAAAAGUUAUUUAAGUAUUAUAAAAAAUGUUCACAAGAUUUGGAGCAUGAACAACGAAUAUGUAAACCUUGUGCCCAUGUAUAUAAUGGUAGUACAUGUAUGAAUGGAGAUGAAUGUUCCUUUUGUCAUCAUCCUGACCAUGUAUUAAUAUCUGCAAAGAAAUGGAAAAAGCUUGUAAAAAAUAAUAUGGAAAAGUUAAAUAUCCUAUUGCACAUUCUACGCAAUCCAGAUGAUGUAAAUGCGAACUUAUUAAAUGAAAUGAUAAAGCAAAAUACGAAAAACUUAAAAAAAAAUAAAAAAAUAAAUAACACCAAGAAUAAUACUAUUAUUAAUAUGUAUAAUCAGAACGUAAGACAUUCCAAUAGUAACAAUAAUACUAUAAAUGAUAUGAACAAUAAUAAUAUAAAUAAGAGACAUAAUAAGAAUAGAAUAUUUUAUUUUCCACAAAGAAACACAGACACCGUAUUAAGACCACCCUAUAAUAAUUAUGAAUCUAAUGAAACUACAGAUAUGUAUAAAAAUAAUUAUCAAGGAAGGAAUUAUAAUUUUAGUUCAUAUCGCAUGAAUAUGUAA